CACAUGCCAGGAUCCUCGCACUGUACCUGAGCACUCCACUCCACGCAGUGACCACCCACGCUGAGAUCCAGAGCGCGCAAGAGACGGGCAGAGUGGAAGGAACCCACUGCUUUCCACAUCUGCACAGCUCCUUGGAGUCUCUUCAUCAUCUUUCCCGCACCAACACCCCAUCAUCAUCAUCAUCACCACCACAGUCUCUUCAAGCCAGUUAGAUCAUGAACCUGCUCUUUUUUGGUUGCUAAGGAGGGGAAUUCGAGCUCCGUGGAGUGGACGAGGCGGUACUUACUAAGAGACGGAAAGAGAGAACAAGAGACCAAGCAUGGCCCAGGCCUCUCAGGACCAAGGAGCAGUGGGCAUAGCCGACCCAGAUGAGGAUUCACCCAACAUGAUUGCUUACAGAAAGAUUGAGGACAUCAUCACACGCCUCCAAGAUGAAACUGAAGGUGUUCCUGUCAGAACGGUCAAGAGCUUCCUGUCCAAGAUUCCCAGCGUUGUUACAGGUUCCGACAUUGUUCAGUGGAUGAUGAAGAACCUCAACAUAGACGAUCCUGCCGAGGCCAUACACAUCGGCAGCCUGAUCGCCGCCCAGGGCUACAUAUUCCCUAUCUCUGAUCAUGUUCUCACCCUCAAGGAUGAUGGGACGCUAUACCGCUUUCAGGCUCCAUACUUCUGGCCUUCUAAUUGCUGGGAGCCAGAGAACACAGACUACGCCAUCUAUCUGUGCAAACGGACGAUGCAGAACAAGACCCGGCUGGAGCUGGCGGACUAUGAGGCGGAGAAUCUAGCGAGACUACAGAGGGCUUUUGCAAGGAAGUGGGAGUUCAUCUUCAUGCAGGCUGAGGCACAGGUCAAGAUCGACAGGAAAAAAGACAAAACGGAGAGGAAGAUUCUGGAUAGUCAAGAGAGAGCCUUCUGGGAUGUUCACCGUCCUGUGCCUGGGUGUGUGAACACCACAGAGAUGGACAUCAGGAAGUGCCGCCGCCUGAAGAAUCCUCAGAGGGUGAAAAAGUCAGUGUAUGGGGUUGUGGAUGACACACACACUCAGAGUCCUGUACACACACCCUCCCAGCAGAGCAGCAAGGACACCAGAGAGGACGUAGAGAAAGAGAUUAUCUUCUUGAACACUCAGUUGGAUCGGCACUGUAUGAAAAUGUCCAAAGUCGCUGAGACAUUGAUGAUCUACACAGAGCAGUAUCUUGACUAUGACCCCUUUGUGACUGUACCAGAUCCAGCUAACCCCUGGAUCAGUGAUGAUGUCACUUUCUGGGAGCUUGAGGCCAGUAAGGACCCGAGUCAACCACGAGUAAAGAAGUGGGGCUUCUCAUUGGACGAGGCUUUGAAGGAUCCAGUGGGCCGUGAGCAGUUUCUUAAAUUCCUGGAGUCCGAAUUCAGCUCCGAGAACCUGCUGUUCUGGUUGGCAGUGCAGGAUCUGAAGUGCCGCCCCCUGCAGGAAGUGGCAGCUCGUGCUCAGGAGAUCUGGCAAGAGUUUCUUGCUGAGGGAGCUACCAGUGCCAUCAAUCUGGACUCGCACAGCUACGAGCGCACCAGUCAGAAUCUAAAAGACCCGGGCCGCUACAGCUUUGAAGAUGCCCAGGACCACAUCUACAAGCUGAUGAAGAGUGACAGUUACCCUCGUUACCUGCGCUCCAAUGCUUACCAGGACCUCCUGCUGGCCAGAAAGAAGCCUGAGGCUGAGCAAGGUCGACGCACAUCCCUGGAGAAAUUCACUCGCAGUGUGGGCAAGUCUCUGACAAGUAAACGACUCACAGGCCUCAUGCAGUCCUCCUGACCAGUUCGGCAGUUUGCAGUCUGUUGGGGUGGAAGGAUUGUGGCCAUGACGGGCCACGUGUAUGGACCACCCUCUCUCCAAAACCCACCCGAACACCGCACAGCUACUGACUCUAGAUGGCAGCAUGCAAUAAGUAAAAAAAAAAAAUCUCCAAAUGGCAACAGUGCUGUCUAUAUCUCUUAAAUCAGUGACUACAAAGACUGCAUACAUGAAUGUCAGAUAUAUCAGUACCAUCUAGAGAACCAUUUUACGUUUAUUUGAAAUCUACAACCAAACUGGAGCACGGACGGGACUGUCUCCCUGGAUUACUAUUACAAAACAUUCAUUAUCAGAUAUGAAAACUUUGUCCACACUAAGCAUUUAGAUGAAGUGAGGAUGUGUCUCAAAUCUUCAGAGCAUUCCAAAGGAGUGAAGAACUUGACAAGGGCUUUCAGUGACUAUGUUCCCUCAGUCAAGGUUUGCACAGAACUUUUUGUCAUAUAUAUAUUUUUGUUGUUGGACAGUCACAGAAUAUGAAGAAUGAAAGUGGAAAUGAAGGGGUUUGGAAAAGCACAUUAUUAUUCCUGCCAUUUCGGAGAAACUAGAGUUAUUUAUUCUGUCUACAGGCCGUGUUAUACUCACCUACUGUGUUAGCACAUGAUACUUCUAACUGAGAUGAGAAAAUAAUGAAGAGCGAUUACUUUUAGAGUCAGUUUUAUUGAGGAAAAAUAAUAAAAAAGUGGUAGUAUUGUAUUCCAGGGUGAUUCAGAGCACAGAAUAUUGCUUUUGCACAAAAAUGGCGCCAAUGAGGAACGCAGGAUCCUGGAGAUGCGAGUCCAGCUUUGUCACCGUGUUUCCUGAACAGCUUUACAGCUAAAUGUCCAAACAAAUAACAAAAUUAAAUGAUUUAGGAGCAUUUAUGGAGGCCUGUUUUGUCACAUAAAAAAAUCUAAACUGACCUUUCGCAAGGAGUUUGAUUGACAGGCGAUCUAACCAAUCAUAAUUAUCCGAGAAACAAACCAGACGGGAGAGUAGAUUAUCCUCGGUGGACUUGAACCUGAAAAAUGAGGUGUAUUGACCUUUCCGCAGUUUAAACAAGAUACCUUCUGAUGUUCAUUUAUGAUGAUUUGAUGCUAUAACUAACGUUAGUCGGUUUACAUACUGCUUGAACUGAGGCACCAACUUACAGCGAUCUGUCACGACUGCCCUCAAUUUUUUCAACGUUCAUACCAAAACUAAACUGCUCUGUCUUGUCUGUCAGCACGUUGUCAUUUUCUUCUUUGAUCCGCGAUUUAUUUUCACUGUGUUGUAAUUUCACUUUUAACAUGAUGUGAGGCAAAAGAGCGCCAUGUCUUGUCGGACAGCAGUCAGUAACGAAAACUGGGCGGGUCUUUGCGAAGGGUCGAUUGUGACAUAAAUUGAAAUGAUGAGAUUCAAUUAUGAGAUUUCUGAGGGAAAAAGUCAAAAUUCCAUAAAUUAUUAGAUUAAAAAAAUUCUGAAUCUAUAUAAAAAAAAAGUUAAAACGAUGAAACUGACAAAAUAAUUCAAUAACUGACAAAAACUAUUAAAAAUAGUUUAUAGUUAUCUUUAUCUUAUAAUAUCGCAAAAUUAUUCGAUACUAAGUCAUAAUUGGCGUAAAUCAUAAUUAUUUAAAAAAUCUCAACUUUUAGUGUCAUAAUUAUGACUGUGUCAUAAUUGUGAUAUACCAAAACAAAUUGUUUUUUUCUCUCGUGUGGCAGAAAUGGGGUUCCAUAAGCAUCUGAUAUUACGGUAUGUAAACUGUGUUUGUCUUUGCUUUAAUAUUGUAGUGUAGAAUGUAAGCGCUUAAUGUCGCUCUGUGUCAGUGUUGUGAUUAGUAUGAUGAUGAUGACGAUUUGCUCUGAACACAAACAUAUGGGGGUCACAGCUCUUCCCUUUAACAUAGACAGUGUUUUUGUGGGAUUACUACCCAUUAGAAAGGUGUUUCUUCAUUGCAUUUCUGUCAUUUUUAGCUUGCAUCGUUUCCUGAAGCAGCAUCACUGCCAGAGACACAUAGACUUACGCUGCUGGAACACAUGCGUUCUCACAGUUGUCUUUAGCCCACAGAUUCAAACACAGUCAACUGGCAGAGCAGAAAUGUGUGUGCGACUGAUAUAGCAUGUUUCCUUUACACAUGUUCAGGUAGUUGAUUUAUUGACUCAUAACUGUACAUUAGGUUGAAAUGGAAUGUAUAGACUUUGGAGCAAUCCUGGUUAUGGAAGAUGCCGUGUAGAAUACUGAACGUGGAAUAUAACUUAGAGGCACAAGUGCCAUAUUCAGCACAAAACUAUGCAUGGAAUAUUUCUAAAGAGUUUUAUUGCUUUUAGGCUUUUUUUUUUCAUCGGUAAAGAUGAAGAUCCAGUAGGUCAAUAUAAUGGAAAGGAGGACUGGAAGUCCUGAGACAUUCAAUAAACAUUCAGUUUGGAG
Carassius gibelio (silver crucian carp) is the source of this 4213-nucleotide messenger RNA. RefSeq names its product regulator of G-protein signaling 6-like. The record is from RefSeq and is a predicted model, not a curated record. The transcript is spliced from 18 exons. The coding region runs from base 320 to 1789 and encodes 489 amino acids. Gene Ontology annotation, molecular function: GTPase activator activity. Lineage: Eukaryota; Metazoa; Chordata; Actinopteri; Cypriniformes; Cyprinidae. Gene Ontology annotation, biological process: regulation of G protein-coupled receptor signaling pathway; G protein-coupled receptor signaling pathway; intracellular signal transduction.